Messenger RNA from Telopea speciosissima, 2479 nucleotides. RefSeq names its product putative disease resistance protein At5g47280. Gene Ontology annotation, biological process: defense response to fungus. Gene Ontology annotation, molecular function: ADP binding. Bases 1 to 2433 code for a protein of 810 amino acids. The record is from RefSeq and is a predicted model, not a curated record. The transcript is spliced from 5 exons. NCBI's taxonomy places the organism in Eukaryota, Viridiplantae, Streptophyta, Magnoliopsida, Proteales, Proteaceae.
AUGUCGGCCGAUAUCUUCUUGGGUGCUAUAGCUGAAGAGGUGUUGGGUGUGAUAUUAGAACUGAAAGAAAAGGUCGUUAAUUUCCCGGAAGAUCUUGAAAAGCUCCAAAAUACUCUCCAAUGUGUGAUUCCUCUGUUUAAACAAGGGAGGCAAUUGGAUUUAGAGUUGACCGAUCGUAAGUCGAAGGCGCUCGAGAAUAUGAUCGAGAAGUUGAAGCAAGGAGAACAGCUCGUCCAGGAGUGUUGCAAGGUCCCAUCUUGGAACAUCUUCUUGAAGAUCCAUUACUCCAUUAAGAUCUCUAAUUUGAAUGAAGCUAUUCGUAGGUUCUGUGGGCUGGAAUUACAGGUCGAAAACUGGCGAGACAAUAAACUGCUUCUAACUAAGAUGGAAGAACUGACUAUACAACAGCGACAGGUACAAAUUGUGGCUGGUGUGUGUGUGGGUGUGCCUUCCCUUCGUAAUGAGGGUUUGUUUGCAGUGCCUGAACUCCCAGAUCGUGUUGUUGGAUUCAAAUUACCUCUCGAAGAAUUGAAGAUUGAAUUGUUCAAAGAAAAUUUGGCUGUGCUUGGACUUUGUGCUCCUGGGGGACGUGGGAAAUCGACAUUAGCUGCCAUGCUUUGCCGAGACGAACAAGUUACAGGCAGAUUCAAGGAUAAUAUAUUCUUUGUAACUGUUUCAAUGACGCCCACCUUAAGGAUCCCACAAAGACUACUUGAAGAGAUUGGUGGUGGGGUGCCUGGGUCCGACCUGAGUGAAGAAGAUGCGACUAAGCAAUUUCAUCACCUUCUGAAGCAGAGAAAAUCAGAGCCACUAUUGUUGGUUUUAGAUGAUGUUUGGGACGAAUCAAUUAUCGAGAAGUUUUUCUCCAGAACAGAAGGAUAUAAGAUGUUGGUUACAUCAAGAACAGAAUUCAAAAGAUAUAGUUCUAAACAUCAUUCUAAAUACCUUUUGAAAACACUUAGUGACCAAGAUUCCAUGACUCUCUUUCGUCACACAGCAUUGUCUCAAGAUGGGAAUGAGGACUAUGAGCCAGAUGAGGAUAUUCUAAAUAAGAUAGUAAAAUGCUGCGAUGGUUUUCCACUCGCUAUAAUGGUGAUUGCCAAAUCUUUGUCCCAGCAGCCCCCAGUGAUAUGGGAAAACAUGGCUAAGAAACUGUCGAAAGGUGCUCGCAUUAUUGAUUUUGAUGAAAAAUUGCGGGAACGUCUUGCAGCAAGUUUGGAUUCCUUGGAUAAAACAGUUCGAGAGUGUUUUCUGGACCUGGGUUCCUUUCCUGAAGACAAAAGGAUCCCUGCCUCUGCUCUGAUCGAUAUUUGGUGUGAGAUCUAUGAACUAGAUGAUGAAAGUGAUGCCUUUGUCAUUCUUCUCGAACUUGCCUCUCGAAAUCUUGUUAAUUUGGUUGGAAGCAGGCAAAUUGUAACGGAGAUUGUUGCUAGCUUCAAUGAGCUAUUUGUUACCCAGCAUGAUUUGCUCAGAGACCUGGCUAUCUACGAGAGCCGGCAGCAGCAGAGUAAAAGACUUAUCAUGGGCAAAAGAGAAAAAGGCCUUCCCGAGAGCUGGAGAAAAAAAGAGAACGACUAUCUCAAUGCCCGUCUUGUUUCCCUCUGCACAGGUGAAAUGUGUCUAGAAAACUGGUAUGUCUUGCAACUUCCUGAAGUUGGGGUGCUGAUUCUGAAUUUCUCUGCAAGUAACUAUGCCUUACCCCCAUUCAUGGAAAAGAUGAGGAAGCUAAAGGUUCUUAUCAUUGUGAACCGUGGACGGACCCAUGCCAAGCUAAGCAAUUUGAUAACACUUAGUGAAUUGUCUAAUCUAAAGAGGAUCAGGUUAGAGAAAGUCUCCAUUCCUUCCCUUCAUGAAUUCACAUUGCCAUUGAUGAAUUUGCAGAAGAUAUCUUUUGUUAUGUGUGAUUUUGGCCAAGCUUUGAUGAAAUGCACCAUCAACUCCUCCUACGUGUUACCUAAUCUUGUUGAGAUCAACAUCGAUUACUGCCAUGAUCUGGUGGAAUUGCCUCCGUGGAUCUGCGAUAUCAACAAUUUACAGACACUCAGCAUUACUAACUGUGAUAACUUAUCUGCACUACCUGAGAGAAUUGGAUGUAUGGCAGAUUUAGAGUUGUUAAGGCUGCAUGCAUGUACUGGAUUACCUAAGUUACCAGACUCGAUAAAAGGACUCCAGAAGCUGAGGUUCCUUGAUAUAUCCGAUUGUUGCAACUUAAAAAUGCUGCCUGAUGGGAUGGGUGAGUUACAUUGUUUGAAGAAGCUAGACAUGAGAGGUUGCAUAGAUUUGAGUGAAUUGCCACCUUCAGCCAUGAAUCUUGUUCAUUUAAAGGAAGUGAUCUGUGAUGAAGACACAGCUAGUCUUUGGGAACCUGUAUCAUCUAGUCUGAAAAUAACUGUGCUUAAGAAGGACAACAACUUGGAAUGGCUAGGGAUUUGAUAUAUGACUACUAACUUGACUGAAUCUGGAGGGGCAGACUCUGGAG